Neltuma alba is the source of this 596-nucleotide messenger RNA. Its product is annotated as calmodulin-like. Gene Ontology annotation, cellular component: myosin II complex. The record is from RefSeq and is a predicted model, not a curated record. Bases 69 to 590 code for a protein of 173 amino acids. Gene Ontology annotation, molecular function: calcium ion binding. The transcript is spliced from 4 exons. Lineage: Eukaryota; Viridiplantae; Streptophyta; Magnoliopsida; Fabales; Fabaceae.
CAUGGCAUGAAGUGGACGCCCAUGUUCUGUUUCCUUUCUCACUUGCCAUUCAUUCGUACUUUCAUAGCAUGAAGGACGCUCUGAGUGAAGAGCAGAUUGCUGAGUUUCUGGAAGCCUUCCGUCUUUUUGACAAAGAUGGGGAUGGUAUCUAUCUAUCUUAUAUGCAUAUCACGUUCUUCAACCUCUGUUUUCUUGCUGUUCAUGAAAAAGGCUGUAUAACCAUGGAAGAAUUAGGCAGUGCCAUCAGAUCAUUGGAUCAACAUCCUACCCAGGAAGAGUUGCAAUUUAUGAUCAGCCAAGUGGAUGCAGAUGGCAACGGAACCAUUGAGUUUGGAGAGUUCUUGAAUCUCAUGGCCACCAAAACCAAGGAAGCCGAAGCCGAAGCAGAAGAGGAAUUCCAAGAAGCUUUCAAGGCGUUCGACAAAGAUCAGGAUGGUUACAUAUCCCCCUCCGAGCUGAGGCAUGUUAUGAUAACUGUGGGAGAGAGGGUGACGGAGGAGGAACUUGAGCAGAUGAUCAGAGUGGCUGAUUUGGACGGCGAUGGCCUGGUGGAUUACCAAGAGUUUGUGAGGAUGAUGCUGGCUGUUUAAUUAUUU